This is a messenger RNA of Pyrus x bretschneideri (Chinese white pear), 1135 nucleotides long. RefSeq names its product agamous-like MADS-box protein MADS2. Gene Ontology annotation, cellular component: nucleus. NCBI's taxonomy places the organism in Eukaryota, Viridiplantae, Streptophyta, Magnoliopsida, Rosales, Rosaceae. The transcript is spliced from 8 exons. Bases 177 to 923 code for a protein of 248 amino acids. The record is from RefSeq and is a predicted model, not a curated record. Gene Ontology annotation, biological process: positive regulation of transcription by RNA polymerase II. Gene Ontology annotation, molecular function: DNA-binding transcription factor activity, RNA polymerase II-specific; protein dimerization activity; RNA polymerase II cis-regulatory region sequence-specific DNA binding.
CAUUUUCUUCAUAUUGCACUCAUCUUUUUAUCCCUUUUCGUAUAUACCCUAAAUAAACAGCCUCCUGAAAGAAAGUUUGUCUACCUCUGAUCUUAACCGAGUCUAUAGAGAGAGAGAGAGAGAGAGAGAGAGAGAGAGAGAGAGAGAGAGAGAGAGAGAGAGAGAGAGAGAGAGAGAUGGGCAGAGGUAAAGUUGAGUUGAAGAGGAUAGAGAAUAAAAGUAACAGGCAAGUGACUUUUUCCAAGAGAAGAAAUGGGCUGCUCAAGAAAGCUUUUGAGCUCUCAGUUCUCUGCGAUGCUGAGGUUGCCCUCAUUAUUUUCUCUGGCCGUGGCAAGCUCUAUGAAUUCUCAAGCAGUUUAAGCAUGAUGAAAACGCUUGAAAAGUACCAAAGAUGCAGUUAUAGUUCCGUGGACGCCAACCGACCAGCCAACGGGAGUCAGAACAGCUAUCAGGAGUAUUUGCAGCUGGAGACAAGAGUUGAGGUCCUCCAACAAUCUCAAAGAAACCUUCUUGGGGAAGAUUUGGCCACCCUGAACAAAAAGGAGCUUGAGGAGCUUGAGCAUCAACUGGAGACCUCCUUGAACAAAAUUAGGUCAACAAAGACUCAAUUUAUGCUUGAUCAGCUUUCUGAUCUUCAAAACAGGGAACAAAUGCUAGUUGAAGCUAACAAAGCCUUGAGGAGGAAGCUGGAAGAAACAAGUGAGCAAGCUCCACAAUUUAUGGCAUGGGAAGCUGCUGGCCAUGGCCACAACAAUAUUCAGCAAACUUGGCUUCCUUCCAACUCAGAAGCCUUCUUCCAUCCCUUGGGAGGAAACAACUCCACUUACCAAAUUGGAUGCACCCAUUUGGGUUCACAUAAUGGAAUGAAUGUUGGAAAUCCGGGCCAGCAUGAUAAUGGAUACAUUCCUGGGUGGAUGCUUUGACUUUGAUUCUGCCUAAUAAUAAUAUCCAUCGAGAUAUAUACGUGGAGAAUGAAAUUUGCAAGGGAUCAUGUUGAUCAAGCUUUUAUUUUAUUUUUUGUUGUGAUCUGUUAUUUCUCUGCAACUUGAAACAAUAAGAAUAUAUACAUGUUUUGUAAGUUGAAUUGACGUCACUGAAAAACUUCUAUGAAAUAUAUGAAACUUAUUUGCAUAAA